This is a messenger RNA of Sphaeroforma arctica JP610, 186 nucleotides long. RefSeq lists its product as hypothetical. The annotation marks the transcript as partial. The record is from RefSeq and is a predicted model, not a curated record. The transcript has a single exon. NCBI's taxonomy places the organism in Eukaryota, Ichthyosporea, Ichthyophonida.
GUGACCAUUCAACUUCUCAACGAUGUGCUCAACAUGGUAGGUAACCAGAAGGCCAACAUGACCAGCUUCUUGGAUUUGAUUGGCUGGCAAAACUGGCUCAUAUCUAUUCUUAGAUGGGCAAUGGUAGAGUGCGAGGCAAGUGAAGACCUUCGCACCACAGAUGUGCGAGCGACUGUACACAAAUUG